Gasterosteus aculeatus aculeatus (three-spined stickleback) is the source of this 4376-nucleotide messenger RNA. RefSeq names its product connector enhancer of kinase suppressor of ras 2. Gene Ontology annotation, cellular component: membrane; cytoplasm. The record is from RefSeq and is a predicted model, not a curated record. Gene Ontology annotation, biological process: regulation of signal transduction. NCBI's taxonomy places the organism in Eukaryota, Metazoa, Chordata, Actinopteri, Perciformes, Gasterosteidae. Gene Ontology annotation, molecular function: protein binding.
UGAGGGAGGAUGCUCAGCGCGAACCCGACCUUCCCAGACAUCAGCACGAGAGAGUCCGUGCGUGUCCCCCCUCCGCUCCGGAUGGUACCGGGAUGUAUUCUGGAAGGGGGAGUCUGGCCCCGAGGACACGCCAGCAUUCCCACCGCUGAGCCCGACAUAAAUGACGAAUAAAAAGAGCUCCUUCAAGCGAGCAAACAGCUCCGGAAUGCGCGAGUCUGCGCGGCUGCACUCACUGUCUAAGCGACAUUUAGCAGGUUUCGGACCUACCUAGUUUUUGCGUUUGAACUCCGUGUCGAAGAAUACAGACUGUCCGUAUAUUUCCUUUUAUUUUUAACAUUUUUUCUUUAUUUAUUUUGCUGAAGAGGCGGGUGUUUUUUUCUUCUUCUCUUUUCUUUUGUCAAGCGUGAACAAGCCAAACUUCUAGCAUGGCACUGGUCAUGGAGCCCGUGAGCAAGUGGAGCUCGAGUCAAGUGGUUGACUGGAUGAAAGGGCUGGACGACUGCCUGCAGCAGUACAUCAAGACCUUCGAGAGAGAGAAAGUCGGGGGGGACAAGCUGCUGCGUAUCACCCACCAGGAGCUGGAGGAUUUGGGGGUGUCUAGAAUCGGCCACCAGGAGCUCGUCCUCGAGGCUGUGGACUUACUUUGUGCUCUGAAUUAUGGGCUAGAGACUGAGAAUCUGAAGACUCUUUCUCAUAAGCUGAACGCGUCUGCCAAGAACCUGCAGAACUUCAUCACAGGCCGACGGCGCAGCGGCCAUUAUGACGGCCGAGCCACCCACAAGCUGCCCAACGACUUUCUUACGUCCGUGGUGGACCUGAUCGCUGCGGCCAAAAGCCUUUUGGCCUGGCUGGAUAGGUGCUCCUUUUUUUUCAGGUCCCCAUUUGCUGCAGUGGCAGAUUACUCCGUGACACGAAACAACGUGAUCCAGCUGUGUCUUGAGCUCACUACAAUUGUGCAACAGUGCUCUCUGAAUGUUCCCCAGGACUGCUCUGUGUACGAAACAGAAAACAAAAUCCUGCAUGUGUGUAAAACUCUGUCUGAAGUGUGCGACCACAUUAUCUCCCUGUCCUCGGAUCCCAUGGAGACCCGGGCUGCACAUUUGGAGGAUGUGCCGCUGGCCGACAUAUGGUCCACUGAAGGACUGGGCAUGUAUAUCAAAUCAACGUAUGAUGGUCUGCAUGUAAUCACCGGCACAACAGAAGGAUCUCUGGCUGACCGCUGCAAGAAAAUCCAUGCUGGAGAUGAAGUCAUUCAGGUCAAUCAUCAGACUGUGGUGGGCUGGCAGCUGAAGAACUUGGUGAACUUGCUGCGUGGGGACCCUGCAGGUGUCACCCUGACGCUGAAGAAACGGCCACAGAGCACGCUCACAUCAACCCCUGCACUGCUCAAGAAUAUGAGAUGGAAACCCUUGGCUCUGCAACCAAUCUUCCCUCAGAGCCCGAGCAGCAGUGUCGCCACACCCACCAGCACUUUAAGCACUCCGUCCAGGAGGAGCAGUUGUGCUCUGCAGGACCUCUACAUCCCCCCUCCUCCAGCAGAGCCCUACACCCCCAGAGAUGACAAGAGCAAUCUUUCGGGUGAUGAUCCUCAAUCGGAUGCUCAGGUCGCAGAGGGAUCUGAGUCACCGAACUCCUACCUGGACCAGGAGUGUCGGCGGCAAUUUCCUCUGGUGGAGGAAGAUGCUAUACUGUACUGUUAUGAGUACGACCAGAACCAAGAGGUGUCAUCAGUCCGCAGAGGGAGCACUCCCACCUAUGGCAGGCUUAGGCCCAUCUCAAUGCCAGUGGAGUACAACUGGGUGGGAGACAACGAAGACCUGGCCAAGCUGAAGAGAGAGAGCAGGAGAGAGAAUUCCCUGCUGCGUUUUGCGAGUGAGGAUAAAUCCCCGGGGGAGGACUUCCUGCUGGGACGCAGCCUGAGUCAGAACAGGAGGAAGAGUGAGCGGCGAGCCAGCCCCACCCAUUACACGCUCGUCCCCGCCCUCCAGAUGGAAGUCUCCCUGUCCACGUCCAGCUCUGACUCUGCCUCCCUCUACCAUGUAUUUGAGCGAUCCUCACUGAUGUCGAGGUCAAAGAAGAAGAGUAAAGCUGGAAGUCCCAUGUCUUCAAUUAGCAAGCGUCGGAUCUCCUGCAGAGACUUGGGUCAGGGCGACUGCGAGGGCUGGCUGUGGAAAAAGAAAGAUGCUAAAACCUAUUUCUCACAGAAGUGGAAGAAGUACUGGUUUAUCCUGAAAGACACAUGCUUGUACUGGUACAUGAACGAGGAGGAUGAGAAGGCGGAGGGCUUUGUCAGCCUCCCGGAGUUUAAGAUUGAUCGCGCCACUGAAUGCAGACGGAAGUAUGCUUUCAAGGCUUGCCAUCCGAAGAUAAAGACCUUCUACUUUGCAGCGGAAAAUGUAGACGACAUGUCGCGGUGGCUGAGUCGUCUCAGUAUGGCAGUGGCAGGCUACUCUGAGCAGGAGAAAAUUCAACCGGACCAAGAUUACUGGAGUGAGAGUGAUCAUGAAGACAUGGAGAUGCCCCCCAUGACCAAACAGGACAGUCCGCCACCACCCUAUGACACCUACCCGAGGGCAUCCUCAGUGAGUCCCUACCUGCAACCUAAACGAGGCCACCUCUCCUCCUCCGACACGUUCCAGUCGCGGUCCUCUCAUGACGACUUUCACUCUAAGCCUCAGGACGGCAGCAGCAACAACGGCAUCUCCCCCGGGCAGAAGACCAGCGGCCACCGAAACUCAUGGCAUGACCAGAUGGAAAACAACACGAGGAUGCACUACCUCCAGACGCUUCCGGCGGAGGACAACCUGCUAUCUGAGGACAGAGACCAACUGACGAUGGAGUACCGCAGACAGUCCACCCUGCCGGCGCAGCGCAGCCAGCUGCUAGAGCAGUACAGAGCCCUGCCUCUGCCUCUCAGGUCCAGCAUCGAUUCGGAUGCAGGCGGGAAGCCCCGCAGCUUCACGCUACCCAGGGACAGCGGGCUGCAUGCUAUCUUGGCCGCCAGCGCCGCUGCAUCGGAUCAGAGGGAGCCCCAUCACUACCAGCUGGACCGGGCCAGAGGCAGCGGCCAGGGACGGGACUGCAGGAUGCAGGCUGACUCUCUGGGAGACUUGUAUAGGGCUCUGGAGCAGAGCAGCCUGUCCACAUCGUCUGACCACAGAUCAGCCAACCGCCUGGAGUACAAACGCUCAUUUGUCCGCCGGGUAAAUGACCCACUGCUCGAUGACAAGCUUCAUCGCCUGCGGAUCCUCCACAGCUCCCUUAAGAAUGUCCCUCUUCACGACACCAACCGGUCCCUGGGUUUUUUAGGGUAAACUGAGGAGCAGUGUGUUAAUAGAACCUCAAACCAAUCGCCUCAGCCUGUGCCUCACACUGCUGGCAUCCCUUUGCUGGAGCUAAAAGGCACCAAAAACCUUCCUUUACCUGCUUGGCUCCGCAUCUCCUCUGCUUUUACGGCUCCUUCAACCUCGCUCAGCGUGCAGGAGCACAAACACUUGGUGUCCCUCUCCGAUCUCAAAGAUGAGGGCUCUUACUAAAGGCAAAAAAAAGGUGUCUGGCUAGAUAGAGCAACAGGUUUCAUGACUGGAAUAUAAGCACUUUGUGUAUGUGUCAAAGACGCGUCGGAGAGCUUUGCGAUCCAUCGCUUGCAUGCAUGGCCGCCUCCCCUCGCUUCUGUUGAUCCGUUUUGAACUUUAUGCUGGAGUUGUGUACAGCCGCUGUGUAUCGUCUGACGGCAAAGCUAUUUUGGAUGUACACAACAUUUUCUUAUGCAUGUGUGUAUGAUUUAAGGGUAUGUUUGUUCUAUGACUGUACAGGGUGUUAAGCAUAUAUACAUAUUUAAUAUUACAUUACUGCAACAACAGUGACUACACAAUGUUUUGGGGUACUUAAACAAAUUGUAAAUCAAGUGCUGUGCCUCAGUGAUUGUGAAUGUACAUUGUACUUUUUCAAAGGAGACGAGCAAAGUUGUAGAAAGCAAGCUAUUCCUCAAAACAGGAGCACAAAUAAAUGCUUGGCAAUAAUGAACUAGUAUUGUACAUUACAAAGGAAUGGUCAGAACAUUUGUCUAUUUUUGUAUGCAUGCCGUCUACCUAAUUGUUUGUAAAACAGUUUUGUAUUUCUGUAUUUUUUCGGCCAGGAGAAUACUGGUGUUUCCCUCCACCCCGUUGUGUUUUUGAGACUUGAAAAGAAGAAGGAUUUUUUUGUUAAGAGGAAUAACUGUAUUUAUUAAGUGUUUAAUGUACAAGCAUGCUUUGUAUAACUAAAAUACAGUACCAUGCUGUUGGCAAUUGACUAACAUUGCACAAGUGUGCCAUAUUGUAGCUACAUUACUUUUUUAUUGAAUAAAGUAUGGCAAAGGCACACUGAAGAAAGAA